UGGGAUUGCUAGAGAAGGCAGGAAGGGAGGAGCCCAGUCCUCCAGAGAGAAGGAGCCCACCCUCUUCCUCCUCCUCCUCCUCCUCCUCCUCCUCCACUGGAGCCUGGCCUGCUUUGCUUUCCCCUCCUCCAGGCCCAGAGUUUUGAAGUACAGCCUAUUCUGGAUUGAUAUGCUCUGAGAUAGAAGAGGACGGACAAGUACUUUGCACCCCUUUGGCUGUUUCGUUGAAAGAUGGACACCCCUGACUCAGCCAGAUGUGACGCAGGAGGAGGCCCCGAUGCCAUGACCAUUGAGGGCAGUGGGAAAUUCUGGGAAAGACCCAUACAGACAUUCCUAAGUGUGGACAUGGCUAGCUCAGACAUACAGCGUCAGCAAUUCAGGCAAUUCCCAUAUCAAGUGGGCAAAGGCCCUCAAGAGAUCUGUGGGUGCCUCCAUGCUCUGUGCCAACAGUGGCUGAAGCCAAAAGAACGGAGCAAACAACAAAUGCUGGACCUGGUGAUCCUGGAGCAGUUCCUAAGCAUCCUGCCCCCAGAGAUGGCAGCCUGGAUCAGGGAAUGUGGGGCUGAGACCAGUUCCCAGGCGGUGGCCUUGGCAGAAGGAUUCCUCCUGAGUCAGGCAGAGGACAAGAAGCCGGAAGGACAGGCCAAAAAUCUGUAUGUGGAAGUUCAGUUGGAUCUCCCUGCCUCAGAGGAGUCUCCAUCAAAGACAACCCAGACCCCGCAAUGGAAGGAACUUGAGCAGGAGAGAGACAGGGCUGCGGCCUUGCAGGGGGCUGGAACAACGCCAUUAAGCUCUCAGUCGCUUCUUUCCAUUUGCAAUGGAGUGGAACCAAUUGAGGGCCCUGUGAGCUUUGAGGAUGUGGCCAUCCAUUUCUCCCCUGAGGAAUGGGCUUUUCUGGAUGCUGAUCAGAGAGCCCUGCAUGCGCAGAUCAUGGAAGAGACCUGUGGAAUAGUAGCCUCACUUGCAGAUAACUGGAGUGAGAGCUUUGUCUGCACCAAGUGUGGGAAGUGCUUUUGGUACAAACAGGAGCUGACCAGACACCAGCAAGCCCACCCAGAAGAGGAAAAUCCUACCAGCGAGAAAGCCUUCAAGUGCAAUGCCUGUGGGAAAGGUUUUGCCCAAAAUAUGGCACUUGUGCUUCAUAAGAAACUUUGUGCUGGAAAAAAUGGCGAAGCCUUUGGUUUUGAUUUCAAAUUGCCCCAUUUAAGCCGUCAAACAGACUGCAAAGGAAAGAAAACACACAAAUGCCAGGAGUGUGGGAAAUACUUCGCCGGCAGAACAAUAUUACUGGUUCACCAGAGAGUCCACACAGGAGAGAAACCGUUCAAGUGCCUGGAGUGUGGGAAAUGUUUUUCGGCAAGUUCCAACCUUGUUACGCAUCAGAGGCUCCACACAGGAGAGAAACCAUACAGAUGCCGGGAGUGCGGGAAAUGCUGCACCCGGAAGUCAGAACUAGUCAUCCACGAAAGGGUCCACACGGGAGAGAAACCGUUUAAGUGCCAGGAGUGUGGGAAAUGCUUCUCUCAAAACUCAACCCUUGCCACACACUGGAGGGUCCACACAGAAGAAAAACCAUACAAGUGCCAGGAAUGUGGAAAAUGGUUUGCUCACAAAUCAUCGCUUCUGGUCCACCAAAGAAUCCACACAGGAGAGAAACCAUACAAAUGCCAGGAAUGUGGGAAAAGCUUUGUCCACAGUUCACAUCUUGUGACCCACCAGACACUCCACACAGGUGAGAAACCCUACAAAUGCCAAGAGUGCGGGAAAUGCUUUGCUCACACUUCACACCUUGUGACCCACCAGACCCUCCACACCGGAGAAAAACCAUAUGAAUGUCUGGAAUGUGGAAAAUGUUUUGCUACAAAUUCAAGCCUUGGUAGCCACAUUAGAGUCCACACAGGAGAGAAACCAUACAAAUGCCAGGAGUGUGGGAAAACCUUUGCGUACAGUUCACACCUUAUGACUCACCAGACACUCCACACGGGAGAGAAACCAUACAAAUGUCUGGAGUGUGGGAAAAGCUUUUCUACAAACUCAAGCCUUGUGAGCCACCAGAGAGUCCACACAAGAGAAAAGCCAUACAAAUGCCAGGAGUGUGGGAAAUGUUUUUCUACCAGUUCAAACCUUGGGACUCAUCACCGACUCCACACAGGAGAGAAACCAUACAGAUGCCAGGAGUGUGGGAAAUGCUGCACUCGCAAGUCAGAGCUUGUAGUCCACCAGAGAGUCCACACAGGAGAAAAACCGUAUUCGUGCCAGGAGUGUGGGAAGAGCUUCUCCCAAAAUUCAACCCUUGUAGCCCACUGGAGAGUCCACACCACAGAAAAACCACACAAAUGCCAGACGUGUGGCAAAUGUUUUGCUCGGAGUUCAUACCUGGUGAAGCACAAAAGACUCCACUCUGGGGAAAAACCAUACAAGUGCCAGGAGUGUGGGAAAUGUUUUGCUCACAGUUCACACCUUGUGACCCACCAGACCCUCCACACUGGAUUGAAACCCUAUAAAUGCCAAGAGUGUGGGAAAUCCUUCUCCGGGAAUGCACAACUUGUGGUUCACCAGAGAGUCCAUACAGGUGAGAAACCAUAUGGGUGCCAGGAGUGUGGGAAAUCUUUUUCUACUAGUUCAAACCUUGUGAGCCACCGGAGACUUCACACAGGAGAGAAACCAUACGAAUGCCAGGAGUGUGGAAAAUGUUUUUCAUGGAAUAUUCAACUUAAAUCGGAUCUUGCAAAGCACCGGAGAAGCCACACGGGAGAGAAGCCGUACGAAUGCCAGACGUGCGGGAAGUGUUUUGCGUCCAAUUCGCAGAGGGCGAGUCACCAGAGAAUCCACACCGGAGAGAAACCCUACAAGUGCCAGGAGUGCGGGAAAGGCUUUGCUCAGAACUCAACUCUUAGGAUCCACCAGAGAGUCCACACAGGAGAGAAGCCGUACCAAUGCCCCCAAUGCGAAAGACGCUUUGCUCAGCGGUCACACCUGACGGUGCAUCGGAGAAUCCACACCGGAGAGAAACCAUACCGGUGUCGGGAAUGCGGCAAAUAUUUCGCUCAUGCGUCGGAUCUUUCGGCACACCGGAGAGUCCACACAGGAGAGAAACCAUACAAAUGCCCUGAGUGCGGAAAGAGUUUUCCUCAGACAUCCGAUCUCGCAACACAUCAAAGAGUCCACACGGGAGAGAAACCGUACAAAUGCCAGGAGUGCGGGAAAGGUUUCGCUCAAAAUUCGGCCCUCGUGGUGCACCAGAGAACCCACACAGGAGAAAAACCAUACACGUGUCACGUGUGUGGGAAAUGCUUUGCUCAGAAUUCACACCUUGCCAGCCACAAAACGAUCCACACCGGAGAGAAACCGUACGAAUGCCAGGAAUGUGGGAAACGUUUUGCUCACAGCUCGGAGCUCGUGACGCAUCAAAGGUUCCACACGGGAGAGAAGCCGUACAAGUGUCGGCAGUGCGGGAAAGGGUUCACUCAAAACUCAGCCCUUCUCGUCCACCAGCGAGUCCACUCCGGAGAGAAACCGUACAAGUGCCAAGAGUGCGGCAAAGGUUUUUCUCAGAAUUCACAUCUUCGAAAUCACCAGACAGUCCACACAGGAGAGAAGCCUUACAAAUGCCGGGAGUGUGGGAAAUGUUUCACUUGUAGCUCACAACUUGUGAAUCAUCAAGGGCGCCACACCGGAGAAGAAGUAUUCAAGUGCCUGGCGUGUGGGGACAGUUUUGCUCACAAAUCACACCUUUCGAGGCAUGAGAGAAUACAUAGGGAAAUUGUUGUGGGUUGUAGAAAUAAAUAAAUACCCUGUUUCCCCUAAAAUAAGACAGCCCCAGAAAAUAAGACCUAGUAGAGGUUUUGCUGAAUUGCUAAAUAUAAGGCCUCAUAGAAUCAUAGAAUCAUAGAAUCAUAGAAUAGUAGAGUUGGAAGAGACCACAUGGGCCAUCCAGUCCAACCCCCUGCUAAGAAGCAGGAAAUCGCAUUCAAAGCACCCCCAACAGAUGGCCAUCCAGCCUCUGCUUUAAAGCCUCCAAAGAAGGAGCCUCCACCACGGCCCCGGGGAGAGAGUUCCACUGUCGAACAGCCCUCACAGUGAGGAAGUUCUUCCUGAUGUUCAGGUGGAAUCUCCUUUCCUGUAGUUUGAAGCCAUUGUUCCGUGUCCUAGUCUGCAGGGCAGCAGAAAACAAGCUUGCUCCCUCCUCCCUAUGACUUCCCUUCACGUAUUUGUACAUGGCUAUCAUGUCUCCUCUCAGCCUUCUCUUCUGCAGGCUAAACAUGCCCAGCUCUUUAAGCCGCUCCUCAUAGGGCUUGUUCUCCAGACCCUUAAUCAUUUUAGUCGCCCUCCUCUGGACGCUUUCCAGCUUGUCAACAUCUCCCUUCAACUGUGGUGCCCAAAAUUGGACACAGUAUUCCAGGUGUGGUCUGACCACGGCAGAAUAGAGGGGAGCAUGACUUCGCUGGAUCUAGACGCUAUUCCCCUAUUGAUGCAGGCCAAAAUCCCAUUGGCUUUUUUAGCAGCCGCAUCACAUUGUUGGCUCAUGUUUAACUUGUUGUCCACAAGGACUCCAAGGUCUUUUUCGCACACACUGCUGUCAAGCCAGGCGUCCCCCAUUCUGUAUCUUUGAUUUCCAUUUUUUCUGCCGAAGUGAAGUAUCUUGCAUUUGUCCCUGUUGAACUUCAUUUUGUUAGUUUCGCCCCAUCUCUCUAGUCUGUCAAGAUCGUUUUGAAUUCUGCUCCUGUCUUCUGGAGUGUUAGCUAUCCCUCCCAGUUUUGUGUCGUCUGCAAACUUGAUGAUCGAAAGUAAGACCUAGCAAAGGUUUUGUUUGGAAGCAUGCCCAAUGAACAGAACACCAGAGCAUGCAGGAUGGGUAAAUGUACGUACCAUAGAGUGUCGUACAUGGACAUAAUGGUAGUAACAAGAAAUUCUUGAUAGGAUUCACAGUUUGACUGGUUAUGCUGGUUUGUGAUGACAACUACUGUACAGUAUAUAAUAAAUGUUCAUUUUUUUGUUCAACAAUAAAUGUGAAUUCUUCUUCAUGGAAAAAUAAGACAUCCCCUGAAAAUAAGACCUAGUGCAUCUUUGGGAGCAAAAAUUAAUAUAAGACACUGUCUUAUUUUCAGGGAAACAUGGUAGAAGCUUUACCACCGUUUCUGAAACAAGAUAAACCCUGCAGUAUAAUAACGUGUCACUCAGGCUUGUGUAACAAGUAACGGUAUCUUUACUUCAGUUCAAAAGAUCAAACAGGGCAACAAUAUAUAUAGCAGUCUUUCUGAAUUCACACAGAGAACAUAAAGAAUAAACAGUCUGUUGUCGAAGGCGUUCAUGGCCGGCAUCACAGGGUUGCUGUAUGUUUUCCAGGCUGUACAGCCAUGUUUCAGAAGUAUUCUCUCCUGACGUUUUGCCCACUUCUAUGGCAGGCAUCCUCAGUACAUCAAGGCGUACCAAAGAAAAGUACAGACUGGAAACCCUUAUUAGACUAUAUUAGGAAGGAGAAGAAAAUGAUAACAAUAUAAAGACAACCAAAUCUGACUAAACGAUGAUGGGAAAUCUUAAUAUAGAGAAGCGAACAUUCAAACAGAAGAUAAUCAAAAUAGGAGUUUUUUUCUUUUGUUCCCUUCUCCUGCUACAAAAUGGUAUAGAUGAGGAUGGAAGUAAAAUAAAGACAAUUUUUUUUAAAAAAAAAUCCCUUUUUUGUUUUGAUUUUCCCCCUUUUUUCUUUCUUCCCUUUUUUUAUAUUUCCUACUUUCCUAUAAACUUCUAAUGUUCUCCCACUUUCAUUGUAAUUUUAGGAAAAUCUAAAUAAAAUUAAUUUUUAAAAAAAGAUAAAACAGGGCAACAAUAUAUAUAGCAGUCUUUCUGAAUUCACACAGUGAACAUAAAGAAUAAACUGUUGUCGAAGGCUUUCAUGGCUGGAAACACAGGGUUGUUGUAUGUUUUCCGGAGUGUAUGGCCAUGUUCAAGAAGUAUUCUCUCCUGACGUUUUGCCCACAUCUAUGACAGGCAUCCUCAGCGGAUGUGGGCAAAAUGUCAGGAGAGAAUACUUCUGGAACAUGGCCAUACAGCCCGGAAAACAUACAACAACCCAAUAAACAGUCCCUUUAAACAGUCUUCAAAUAUGCCUCGUUUGCCUUAUAAAUAAUCAGGCUUCAGAGAGUAUGGCAGCCAUUUCCUUCCUGACCAUUUUCAGUCAGCUGCUCUCCUCCCUCUCUGAGAUGAAAAUUACAAUUAAAACCGUUUGUCUCAGGACCAAGAUAGAGACAGCAGCCAAUCGGAAUUCUGGCUCCUAACUGGCUCAGCCAAUCAGCUGUCGACACAUGCCUUUUCCAGUCAACUCACAUCAUGGCAUCUAUUUUACAAAUCCUCACAAUAAUGACUCCAGUGGCAGAGGUUCUGGAAAUAUUUUGCUCCCAAGUCACAUUGUAAGAGACAUCGGAGUGUAAUCUUGCACAGUGUGAAAAAAGUACCCAUUACUGCUCAGACUAUUGGCUGUUGAUGAUGCUGUUUUUAUGUUAUUGUUGUAAUGUUGUUGAUUCUAUUGAGAUAUGUUUUAAUCUAAGUUUUGGUUUUAAUUUUUGUUGGCUUGGGCUUGUCCCCAUGUAAGCCGCCCUGAGUCCCUUCAGGGAGAUGGAAGCGGGAUAUAAAAAUAAAGUUGUUAUUAUUAUUAUUA
This is a messenger RNA of Anolis carolinensis (green anole), 6655 nucleotides long. Its product is annotated as zinc finger protein 493. Gene Ontology annotation, cellular component: nucleus. Gene Ontology annotation, molecular function: DNA-binding transcription factor activity, RNA polymerase II-specific. Bases 232 to 3789 code for a protein of 1185 amino acids. The record is from RefSeq and is a predicted model, not a curated record. Lineage: Eukaryota; Metazoa; Chordata; Lepidosauria; Squamata; Anolidae. Gene Ontology annotation, biological process: regulation of transcription by RNA polymerase II. The transcript is spliced from 7 exons.